UAAGGGGAGGUGUGGUUACUUGAAAGUGGUGAGUCAAAUUUAAGAAUUGUGAUUAAAGUCACUUUUUGUAAGAUAAAAGCAAAAAGUGAUCGAAACAGCAAAGAACAAUGCUCGGCCGGCUUCCAGCAUGUGUAAUCGACGUAGGCACGGGGUAUACAAAAUUAGGUUUUGCAUCUAAUAAAGAGCCUCAACUUAUGAUACCAUCCGCUAUUGCAAUUAAAGAAACAGCAAAAGUAGGAGAUAACAAUGCUAGAAGAAUUACUAAAGGAGUUGAAGAUUUGGAUGCUUAUAUUGGAGAUGAAGCAUUUGAAGCUACUGGAUAUUCCGUGAAAUAUCCAGUUAGGCAUGGAUUAGUGGAAGACUGGGAUUUAAUGGAAAAGUUUCUGCAACAAUGUAUCUUUAAAUACUUAAGGGCAGAACCUGAAGAUCAUUAUUUCUUACUUACGGAGCCACCAUUAAACACUCCAGAAAAUCGAGAAUACACAGCAGAAAUAAUGUUUGAAUCGUUUAAUGUACCAGGUCUUUAUAUUGCUGUGCAAGCAGUAUUAGCAUUAGCUGCAUCCUGGACAGCUAAGAGUGUAGAGAAUAGAACAUUGACAGGUGUAGUUGUUGAUAGUGGAGAUGGAGUGACUCACGUAAUUCCAGUUGCAGAAGGUUUUGUCAUUGGAAGUUGUAUAAAGCACAUUCCCAUUGCUGGACGUGACAUUACGUAUUUUAUACAAAGUUUGUUAAGAGAACGUGAAAUUGGAAUUCCACCUGAGCAGUCUUUGGAAACAGCUAAAGCAAUAAAAGAAAAAUAUUGCUAUAUAUGUCCUGAUAUUUCAAAAGAAUUUGCUAAAUACGACAGUGAUCCUACCAAAAUAAAAAAAUAUGAAGGUAUUAAUAGCAUCACUAAGCAGCCUUUUGUAGUGGAUGUUGGAUACGAAAGGUUUCUAGGACCAGAGAUAUUCUUCCAUCCUGAAUUUUCUAAUCCAGAUUUCACAACUCCACUAAGUGAAAUCGUGGACGAUGUAAUACAAAAUUGUCCAAUAGAUGUUAGAAGACCAUUGUAUAGUAAUGUUGUAUUGUCGGGAGGUUCUACAAUGUUUAAAGACUUCGGUAGACGAUUACAACGUGACAUAAAACGAAUCGUUGAUGCACGUCUCAAACUCAGUGAAACGUUGAGCGGAAGUCACAUUACGCCAAAACCUAUAGAUGUUCAUGUUAUAUCUCAUCAUAAACAGCGUUGCGCGGUGUGGUAUGGUGGUGCUCUGUUAGCAAGCGAUCCUGAGUUUUACAGGGUUUGUCAUACGAAAAAAGCUUAUCAAGAAUAUGGUCCGGGCAUUUGUCGUUAUAAUCCUGUAUUUCAUAGUAUGGUAUAAAUUAAGUGAAAAUACAAAUGGCAUUUAAAAAAUAAUCUUAUCACGGACCAACGGUCGAAAUGUAACAUUAUUUACGGCUCUGCCAAUAAUUUAUUCAAUUCUCAACUUCUGUUUUUUUUAAUGACAACAUAAAUACUGGAAAAGAUGAUAAGGGUGUUUUUUACAGUGUAACUGCAAAUUGACAUAAGUAUUAAAAACGCCCAUUGUUAUAUUAAUAAACGCACACGGAAAUAUUUUCAUGCUCAUUACAGAAAUAUGUAAUAUUUAUGUAAAUACACAUUUACAUUUAAUAAAAAUGCAGGGAAAAGUCACUCAAAAAUAAUUCAAAUAAUACUUCGCUAGAAAUCAUAAGAAUACUUGAUAAAAUAUAAUAUAAAGCAAUUGUAUAGACCUGUACAUAAGAUAAGUCUAUGUGAAAAUAAUAAUUCCUUUUUUUACCAAA
Molecule: messenger RNA, 1803 nt
Organism: Megachile rotundata (alfalfa leafcutting bee)
Lineage: Eukaryota; Metazoa; Arthropoda; Insecta; Hymenoptera; Megachilidae
Gene: Arp3
Product: Actin-related protein 3
Source: RefSeq, a predicted model, not a curated record